This is a messenger RNA of Spinacia oleracea (spinach), 891 nucleotides long. RefSeq lists its product as uncharacterized. The record is from RefSeq and is a predicted model, not a curated record. The transcript is spliced from 4 exons. The coding region runs from base 251 to 556 and encodes 101 amino acids. Lineage: Eukaryota; Viridiplantae; Streptophyta; Magnoliopsida; Caryophyllales; Amaranthaceae.
GAUCUGUAUAUUGAACAUCACCUUCAACGUCGCUGAUUAAAACCUGAGAAAAGAAGAAAAAACGCGCGGUUGAACAUCACCUUCAACAUUUAAUUGCUUACUAUGCUUCUCUCCUACUUCUCUCUGCUUCCUCUCUCUACAUUACAGCAGAUUCUCUUAGCUUCUUUCUUCAAAUUUCUCCCACAAUAUAUUUCAAUUGAAUGAUAUUACUUCUCAAUUUCGGUUUUCCGAUCAAAUUCUGAAAACGUUGAUGGUGAAUGUUGAAUGCGAAUCGUAUACCCUAAAUUUUGAGUUUUGCUCUCUACACAAAACUGUUCUUCCCGAAAAAGAAAACACUCUUGAAUAUUGUCUAAGCUACCAUUAUCAAGACGGAUCUGAACGUGUCGGUGAACCAAAUAGAGGAACGACAAUUGGAGUUUUUUGUUCGUGUUCGUUGAUACUAAACUCGGGAAAACACGCUUCGAAUAAAUUGGACUCGGAGUUCAGGAAGAACGAUCCAUCGAACAGGAAGUAUAAACUACGGUUGAGGUACGAAGAAGAUCAUGUGAUGCCUUAGAGUGAGGAUGCAACCAUCAAAGUCACGAUCGAUGUUUAAUAAAGAUAACUAUGUCAUUAGUAAUAAAGGGAUGUAUUAAUUAAACUCUAAGUUUGAUUUCACGAUUUGAGUUAGAUUUUCAAAUUAAUGUUUAAACAUGUUAGAAAUAUUUACUAAGGUUUACUUAGAUUUCAAUGUAAUUUUUAAAGAAUUAAUCGAAGUGAAGUAUAAUUAUUGUUACUCAACAUUAGUCAGUAAAUGUAAAAAGGUUGUGUCGCCUUGUAUUUCCCACGAGGGAGAUACGACAAGUGACGCUCCGACUAAAUUAGGGUUUCCGCUGCUAAUUAAAGAUAAUU